Messenger RNA from Aethina tumida (small hive beetle), 3946 nucleotides. RefSeq names its product aminopeptidase N-like. Lineage: Eukaryota; Metazoa; Arthropoda; Insecta; Coleoptera; Nitidulidae. Gene Ontology annotation, biological process: peptide catabolic process; proteolysis. Bases 825 to 3761 code for a protein of 978 amino acids. Gene Ontology annotation, cellular component: cytoplasm. The transcript is spliced from 11 exons. The record is from RefSeq and is a predicted model, not a curated record. Gene Ontology annotation, molecular function: zinc ion binding; peptide binding; metalloaminopeptidase activity.
CAAAAUCAAAUUUGUUGUGAUGAUAUUUUAACAAUUUUCAGGAGUGCCAAAUAGCAUCGAAAUUGAAACAUAAUGCAGAAUUCAAUGUACCUUAAAAAAUCAAGUCUAGACCAACACAAAGGAAUGGGGUGCAUCUAGUUACCUAGGGGGGGUCCUACGACCACAAAGGAGGGUCAUGUAAUGCGUACUAUAUACAAAAAACCAUAUUUUUUGUUUUACCGUAUGUGUUUAGGGGUUCUAAUUCAGUUUUUAGUUUCACACGUUCUGAGUCAGCACGAUUUAACUCAACCGACCUUCCAGUUGUUCAUGUUGAUCGAUCCACUAAUAAUUAACUCAUAAUUAUAAUUAUAGGAAACGGACUUUUGUUGAGGAGCUAACAUUAAUUAAGUAAUUCGCUCCGACCGACACAAUGGGUUGUUAAAUGUCCAAUGAAAGUUAUGGGCCUUGGAAAUUUACACGAAAUGUGAUUAAAUAAAACGCUAGAUAUAGAUAGAUUUUUACGACGUGACCCUAUUAGAACGUUGAUACAGAGUGGUGAACUUUGUGCAGCUGCGUGUGAUCGAACACGGAGCGUGUAGAAAUCCGUCGUCGCAUUAUUUAAAUCCUGUCUUCUGCUCGAAAACGUACCCCCAUGGUUGACGGUGCCGAAAAUUAAUCCGGCCCUGACCAUGCGCCGCGAAGCGCCAAGCUUUGAAUCCAGUAUUGCAAGGGCCCCGGCCGUUGGAUCACGUUUUCGUUUGUUGUGGUUCGAAAUACGCGGACAUGAAGUGAUUACCCUUACAAACUUUCGACGCAUGUAUUACAUGGUGUAAAAUCAAAAAAUUAUGGAUACGGUUACAAAAUUCAGGAAACAAAGUUCGGUUACGAUAUCACGGAACUUGGCCGUAUUUUUGCUGGUGUUGUUCGCAGUUUGUUUAGUAGCUACAGGACUGCUAUUCUACAAUAUAUCCUCAUGCGACACGUACAUAAACUCUGAAUCAAAAUCUCCUGUUGUAAAUUGUGACACUGAUGAAGAUAUUAGCGUAAAAGAAGAGAGUGAUGUGUCUACAUCAACCCAAUAUGUGGAAUCUUCGACCACAACUACCACCACGAGCACCAGUGAGAGUAGUGUACAGAAGACUGAACAUUUCGACAUACGAUUACCAAAAUCUGUAGCUCCACACCAUUACAAACUCGAACUUGUUUCGUUUUUGCAGGAAGGCAACUUCACUUUCAAAGGAGAAGUCGUCAUUACGGUGGACGUUCUAAUACCUUGUGAUAAUAUCACUUUACAUUCCGAAGAUUUGAAAAUCAAAUCUGUUGUUUUGCACGAUUCAAACAAAGAAAACGUGUCCAUCAAAAAUACAAGAAACAUAACAAAAGCCCAGUUCUUGAUUGUUGAGUUGCACACCGAGUUGCAGACAGGUCACUACUUUCUGACCAUCGUCUUCGAAGGAGUGCUGAACGACAUGAUGGAAGGAUUUUAUAGGAGUUCCUACACGGAAAAUAACAGAAAACGGUGGAUAGCGUCAACCCAGUUUCAACCUACCGAUGCGAGAAAAGCCUUCCCUUGUUUCGACGAACCCGCACUGAAAGCCCGCUUUCAGAUCAACAUAGUGAGAUUAAAAAAUAUGACGUCGGUUUCAAAUAUGAGGAGAACUAAAGUAACGAAAACUGUACAAAACCUUCCGGAUUACGAAGUGGAUCAUUAUGAGGAAACGCCACCCAUGUCUACAUAUCUUCUGGCUUUCAUGGUGACGGAUUUCAAGAGCAUAUCGAACGGUACAUUCUCAGUAUGGGCCAGAUCUGGUGCUGUCAGUCAAGCAAGACACAGUCUUAGUAUUGGGCCAAAAGUAUUGAAAUUCUACGAAGAAUUCUUCGGCAUAAAAUAUCCUCUGCCGAAAGUUGACAUGGCAGCAAUUCCAGACUUUGCCGCUGGUGCCAUGGAGAACUGGGGAUUAAUAACAUAUCGAGAAUCGUUAUUAUUAUUCAAGGAAGGAGUUUCCAGCAGACAAAGCCUCCAAAGAAUCGGCCACAUUGUAGCUCAUGAGUUGGCACAUCAGUGGUUCGGUAAUUUAGUAACUCCUACCUGGUGGACUGAUCUUUGGCUUAAUGAAGGAUUUGCGACUUAUGUAGAAUAUUUGGGCGCUGAUGCUGUGGCUCCAGAAUGGAAAAACAUUGACCUUUUUGUAACGGAUGAAUUACACGCCUCCCUCUCAUUAGAUGCUCUAAAAACCUCUCACCAGAUUUCAAUUCCUGUAAAUGACCCACUUGAGAUUAAUGAUAUAUUUGACACGAUAUCAUAUUCCAAAGGAGCUUCAGUGAUAAGAAUGAUGCAGUACUUCUUGACAGAUGAAGUCUUCCACAAGGGUUUAAAGAAAUAUCUAACCAGCAGACUCUAUAAGGCAGCAGAACAGGAUGAUCUAUGGAGGAGUCUCACUGAGCAAAGUCAUGAAGAUAACAUUUUGCACAAGAACGUAACUGUUAAAGAUAUAAUGGAUACAUGGACCCUUCAAACCGGUUAUCCUGUUGUAACAGUUAAAAGAAAUUAUAAAGAGAAUAGGGUUACUUUCGAACAGGAACGAUUUUACAAAAAUGACGAAAACAAAGGAAAUGAUAGUGUUCUGUGGUGGGUUCCCAUUACUUUUACUGAUAAAACUGGGGUUGUCAAAAGAACAUGGCUUGAAAAGCAAAGACAAACAGUUAUAACUAACACUGACAUAAGUAGUGAUGAUUGGUUACUUGUAAACGUUAAUCAAACUGGUUACUACAGAGUAAACUAUGACAUAAACAACUGGAAAAUCAUAAUAGACCAAUUAAGAAAAAAGGACGGUCAUUUAGUAUUUGAUCCAAAAAAUCGUGCCCAAAUUAUAAAUGAUUUACUCAAUUUGGCGUAUUCAGGUUAUGUCAGCUACGAUUUAGCCUUGAACGCUACUUUAUAUUUGCAUCAGGAAAGAGAGUAUCUACCUUGGAAAACUGGGUGGAACAAUUUGCAAUUUUUGAAUUUAAUGUUUCAGAGAUCUGUCCAUUUUGAUAAGUAUAAGAACUACAUGUUAAGUUUAACUAAAGGUUUCUAUAAAGAACUUGGUUUUAAUGAAAUCAAAGAUCCAAUAAUGAUGUUAAAUCAGUUAGAACUUAUCAACUUAGCUUGUGAGUUAGGAAUGAGAGAAUGUAUAAUUAAAGCAGUACAACUAUUCCAAAACUGGAAAAACUCUGCUAAUCCCGAUGCUGACAAUACAAUUCCUCGCGACUUAAGAUCAACAGUAUAUUGUACAGCUAUUGGUGACGGAGGACAAGAAGAAUGGGAUUUCACGUGGCAAAGAUAUUUAAAAACAAAUGUUGCUAGUGAAAAAGAACUUUUAUUAACUGCAUUAGGUUGCACUAAAGAGGUUUGGUUAUUACAUCGUUACCUGGAAUGGUCCAUUACAGAAAACAGUGGUAUUAGAAAACAUGAUACUUCACUGGUCUUCGUUUCCGUUUCUGCAAAUCCUAUUGGCUUUGAUUUAACUUACAGAUUUCUUAAAACCAACUGGGAUAGAAUACGGACCUAUCUUGGCCCAUUGUCUCCAUUUUUGGGAACAAUUAUAUCAACUUCUAUCACGCACAUGAAUACCGAAAUGGAAGUAAAUGACUUUAAAGCAUUCCUUAAUCUCAAAUAUGAUGAAUUAGGACUAGCUCUCAGAUCAACUCUACAGACCCUAGAAGAAUGUGAAGCCAAUGUCAAGUGGAUGAACAAAUAUUUUAAUAGUGUGGUGAACUGGUUAUCAAAAGCAGUCAUAUAACUGGAGUCUGAUAAAAAUGUAGAUACUUAAUAUUUAUUUUAUUAUAAAUAACAUAUAUUUAAUUCGACAAUAGUCGUAUUAAUUAACAAUAAGUGUAAUGCACCUAAUUUAUUUAGGAUUUAAUUAUUUGUAAUGUUAUAAAUAAAUAUUCAUGAAAUAAAACAAUAAAUAAAUACUUAUAUAAC